Sinocyclocheilus anshuiensis is the source of this 2000-nucleotide messenger RNA. It is a transcript of the gene def6a, whose product is annotated as DEF6 guanine nucleotide exchange factor a. The transcript is spliced from 11 exons. Lineage: Eukaryota; Metazoa; Chordata; Actinopteri; Cypriniformes; Cyprinidae. Gene Ontology annotation, cellular component: cytoplasm; nucleus. Bases 32 to 1873 code for a protein of 613 amino acids. The record is from RefSeq and is a predicted model, not a curated record.
AGUAAAAACGGAGAGUAAAAUUGCUGCAGUCAUGGACUUGCGCUCAGAACUGCUCAAGUCCAUUUGGUACGCUUUCACUGCUCUAGAUGUGGAGAAGAGUGGAAAGGUGUCCAAGUCUCAACUCAAGGUCUUGUCUCAUAAUCUUUACACAGUUCUGUGUAUCCCACACGACCCAGCGGCUCUCGAGGAACACUUCAGAGAUGAUGACGACGGUCCAGUGUCCAGCCAGGGAUACAUGCCCUACCUCAACAAAUACAUCCUGGACAAGGUGGUGGAAGGUACGUUUGUCAAAGAAAAUGUGGAUGAGCUCUGCUGGACUCUUACUGCCAAGAAGAACUAUAGACCAGAGGGAAAAAGUGUUUUACCUGGAAAAGACGCCUUCCGGCUCUGGUGCCUGUUCAUAUUUCUCUCAGAGGACAGAUAUCCUCUGGUCAUGAUCCCUGGUGAGGUUGAAUAUUUACUGAAGAAGUUAUGCAUGGCCAUGAGUGUUGAGCUGAACUGUGUGGAACUGGAAGACUUCAUUUCCCAAGAUUCUGUUCAGCAGAACGGCUUCACUGUGUGGGCCUUUCUGGAGAUGAUGAAUUCUGGGAAACUAACAAGGGGCAUUGCCAAAGAAACCAUCAGUAUGGCAAUAGAGGAGGUGUACCGGGAAAUAGUUGGUGAUGUGUUGAAAGAGGGAUAUCUGUGGAAGAAAGGUCAGUUGAGGAGAAACUGGACUGAGCGUUGGUUCACCCUGAGACCCAGCACUUUAAUUUACUUCACUAGCGAGGACCGCAAAGACCGUAAAGGCAACAUCCAGCUAGAUGGAAACUGCUGUGUAGAGGUACUUCCUGACAGAGAUGGGAAGAGGUGUAUGUUCUGUCUGAAAACGCUCCCCAAGACCUAUGAACUCAGCGCGUCUGACACCAAACAGAGGCAGGAGUGGACUACAGCUAUCCAAACAGCCAUCCGGCUGCAUGUGGAGGGUAAAACUUCUCUUCAUAAGGACCUAAAGCUGAAACGGCGUGAGCAGCGGGAACAGAGAGAGAAGAGGAGGGAGGCGAAGGAGCAGGAGCUUCAGCGCUUACGGGCCCUGCAGGAGGAGCGCGAGCGGAAGAUGGCAGAACUGGAGCUGCUGAAGGAGGCGCAGAGGCAGGCACAGACACUGCUGGAGCAGGACGAACUCCGCAGACGACAGCAACACGAACAACUCCAGCAGGCUCUGGAGAUCCAGCUCAAAGAGGCGGAAGAGGCGCGGGCGAGCAUGCAGGCUGAGAUGGCACUGAAAGAGGCCGAGGCUGAGAGACAGAGAACACGAAUUAAAGAACUGGAGGCCAUGCAGCAGCGGCUAGAGGAGGCGUUACAACAGGAAAUCAAAGCCAGGCAGGACGAAGAGGCCUUCCGCUAUGCACAGGCUCGGCUACUGGCUGAGGAAGAGGAGAAGAUGAAGGCCCUUAUGUCUCUCCGUGAGGAGCAGGAGGAAUAUAUCCAGCGUGCCCAGCGGGAGAAACAAGAGCUCAAACAGGAAAUGGAAAGCAAGUCUCGAUCUCUGGAUGAGGCACAGAGGCAGCUGGAGGAGGUCAGGGCCAAUCGGCACCGAGUGGACCAGGAUGUGGUGGCUGCUCAAAGGAAGCUGCGUCAGGCCAGCACCAAUGUUAAACACUGGAACGUUCAGAUGAACAGAUUAAUGCAUCCUAUUGGACCAGGAGAAAAACGGUCCUCAGGAGGCGGAUCUUUUUCCAGCUUUCGCAUCCCUUCACAGAAGGAUCCAGGACUACGUUUGAAGCAGAAAUCAGAUGAGCAGGAUGAGGAAAGCAAAGAAAACAUGGAAAGCAGAGGAGGGUGUGUAUCUGACAAGUGUUUGUCUACAAAUGGAGACAUGGAAAUACCUUAACGACCUCAGAAGAAAAAGAAAUUCUCUCUUUCUCAAUGUUAAGACUGAUUUGAAUGAAGGAAAGUUGUUUUUACAAGGUGCAAAGACCUCAUGCCGUUAAAAAAUGAUAAUUUUUAAUGUUGUCAUU